Messenger RNA from Psylliodes chrysocephalus, 819 nucleotides. The record is from the annotation of a GenBank genome assembly. Lineage: Eukaryota; Metazoa; Arthropoda; Insecta; Coleoptera; Chrysomelidae.
AUGGGUUUUGGCUACCCAAGAUCGGACACCUACUCCAAAUGUGACGAAACUGAUGUUGCCCUGAAAACCUUGGAGUCUAAAGAAGCUAAAGCACAAGAACAAAAAGCAAAACUCUUAACAGAAAUAAAAAAGCUUGAGACAGAAAAGAAAGUACAUCUAUCAAGAGCUAAUGCAUUUUACGAUAGAAAACGUGCUUCUAAUAGAUCAGCCAGGCUUCACGACAACGUGGAAGCCAUUUGCAUGGACUACUCUAAAAAUCUGCCUAUUCCAAAUAUUUCAACGAAUGACAUUUAUUACAGCCGACAGUUGUCAUUAUACUUGUUCAAUGUUCAUGUACUUUCAAACCAACAAAGUAUUUUCUAUUCCUACAUCAAUGUCAAACGUCUUAAAAUAUUCUGCGAUUCUUGUGGUGGACAGAAUAAAAACUACACAGUUUUUAGAUUCUUGCACCAUAUCAUUCAUUAUGAAAAAAAGCUAGAACACGUCAAAGUUACGUUUCCAAUACGCGGACAUUCUUAUAUGGAGAGCGAUAAGGAUUUUGGAUUAGUCAAUCAAAAGACCCGAACAGAAACUCCAUCGGACUGGAAGCCAACACCGUUUGUUGUAGAAGACGUACAACAAAACUACUUACGUUCUUGGACUAAGCAUCUUCAACUACUGUAUUUGAAGAAAUGUCCUUUUCCUAUUAGACCAUUGAGAGAGAUAGAGUUCUCUGCUGAGCAUCCCAGACUGGCAUUUUAUCGCAAUUCAUACUUUGGCGAAUGGGAGUCAGCAGAUAUCGGGGGGAAACCAUUCAAGCAGCCAAACAACACCGGAUAA